Molecule: messenger RNA, 702 nt
Organism: Erpetoichthys calabaricus (reedfish)
Lineage: Eukaryota; Metazoa; Chordata; Cladistia; Polypteriformes; Polypteridae
Product: transmembrane protein 243-like
Exons: 4
Coding region: 346-690 (114 amino acids)
Source: RefSeq, a predicted model, not a curated record
UGCAGAUAAAACCAGAGAUUAUCAACACAUUAAGUUUGCUUUUAAAUAAAAAUAUAUAUAUAUAUUGCUGGCAACCUUCUAUUUUUUAUUUUGAGAUUUGCAUCCUGUCUUUACAAAAUUUGUAAAGAAACCUGAAACUAAUUUCUCACUUAGAAAAGUGUUACAAUGGAACAGUUUAAUGCAAAAGGAUACAUCUGUUCAAAAGAAGAUCAGAUCUUACGGUCACCACAAAGAUGCUAAUGGUUUCUCUCCAGUCAAAUGUUGCCUUCAGAAAUGUUCUUCAGGUAUUCACGCACAGGCAGACCAUAGCUGGGGAAACCAGGACAGAGGAAGAAUAAACCUACAAUGGUGGAACGUACAGAUAAAACAUCUGCAACCCACAGACCUCUAUUUGGGGAAAUGUCACCCAAGGAACGAAUCGUUAACUGGAUUUUUGCUGGUGUUACACUGCUGAUGGUUAUUGUGACAGUUAUUAGUGCUAUGGUCUUCCCCCAAAUACCACCAAGGCCUGUGAAUAUUUUCUUUGCCAUCUGUAUCAUCAUGAUUUGUAUCUCAGUGAUUAUACUCAUAUUUUGGUAUCGUCAAGGAAACUUGGAACCAAAAUUCCGGAUUUUGAUUUAUUACAUUCUUAUUUCAAUUAUAAAUCUGUGUGUUUGUGCCAAUUUAUAUAUUCAUGAGGUGGGAAAAUGAUGGGAAGCUCAA